Molecule: messenger RNA, 4669 nt
Organism: Fundulus heteroclitus (mummichog)
Lineage: Eukaryota; Metazoa; Chordata; Actinopteri; Cyprinodontiformes; Fundulidae
Gene: trdn
Product: triadin
Exons: 32
Coding region: 348-4583 (1411 amino acids)
Cellular component (GO): sarcoplasmic reticulum; membrane
Molecular function (GO): signaling receptor binding
Source: RefSeq, a predicted model, not a curated record
CCCGGUCCAACCUGCCAAAGGGCAAAGACACUGACUGUCUAAACUUGGUCUCUGUCACUCUGUCUCUCCAGCCUUUUCCACUUGGGUUGCAUUAAAAAGACCAAUGUCAGAAAAGUUUUCAGAUCCAGGACCAACUUUUUGCUAAAAGAAAGGAAACGCAAAUUUAUUUAAGUUGUGAUCACUGUUGGCUUAAGAGUUUUGCACUUUUUUUCUCUAAACAUUUAUGCUGGGAUUGCCAGCAGGAUCAAAUCAUUUCGAGGAGUGAGGGAAAAUCCUGAUGUUCUGUCUUCAUGGAAACUUAAGCUGCUCAGAGGAUUGCCUUUUGGGAAGGAUUUAAUAUUGGCGCCAUGACUGAAGCAGCUGAAGCACGAUCGUCAGUGACAACCACCAUGGUCAUUGACAGCAAGGCGGGAGACGCCGGCUCCACGACUGUCCGUGUGCCCAAGAAAACUUUUACAGAGGACCUCCACUCGACCUUCAGCUCCCCUUUAGCCUGGAUCCUGGUUCUGGCGCUAAUCAUCACUUGGACCUGCGUGUUCAUCAUUAUGUUUGAUGUGGCCGACUACAAGACCAUUGCAGAUCGCCCUUCUUCCGGCAUCAGGAAGGUUUUAAAGGAUUCAGGGCGCAGAGGAGGUCUCAGCAAGUUCAGUUCGGACCCUGUGAAGGUGGUGAACGACGCCGUGGAUGAGUCCACCAACGUGAUCAGCGCCGUGUUCAGUUUCGCUGUGAGCCUCAUUGCUCCAGAGGAAGAGGAAGGGACGCUGUAUGCAGUGAGGAAAAAAGGAGAAUUUCUACCACCAAGAAGCAAAGUUAUAGGAAUGCAAGCUCAGACAAAGCUAGAAAAGUUAGAAGAAGCAGCAAAGGAAGAGGAAGAGGAAGAGGAGGCAGAGGAAGAAGAGGCCACUGAGGGGGAGGAAAAGGAGGACCAGGAGGAGGAGGAGGAGGCUAAGGAGGAUGGGGAAGAAAUAGAGGAAGAAGAGGAGGAGUACGACGAGGAAGGAUAUUAUGAGGAGGACUAUGAAGAGGAUUAUGAGGAGGAGGAUGAGUAUGAGUAUGAGUAUGAGGAGGAGUAUGAGGGGGAAGAAGAUGAAGAAGAGUUAGCCGAAGAUGAGGAAGCAGAAGAAGAUGAGGAAGAGGAGGAAGAAGAUGCUGAGGAGGAAGAAAUAAAUACUGGGAUAGCCGAUGAGGAAGAAGCAGUGGGAGUGGAGGAGGAGGAUGAUGAGACUGAGGAGGAGGAGGAGAAGGAAGAGGAGGAAGAGGAGGAUGCUGAGGAGGAGGAAGAGGAGGAGGAGGUAGCAGACACCGAAGAUGGUGAAGAAGAGGAAAAAGAAGAAGAGGUGGAGGAGCUGACAGGAGGCAUCCAGGAGGAGGAGGAUGAAAAGGAGGACAUGGAGGAGAAGACCACAGAUGAAGACAUAGAAGAGGAUGAAGAUAAAGUUCCUCCAUCAGCUUCUGUAGAACCUGAAGAUGAAGAUGAUGUGAAGGAGGAGGCAGGAGAGGAAGAUGAGGAUGAAAAAAAGUUGAUGGAAGACACUGCUGCUGAUGAAGAAGAGGAGACCAUUGAAGAAGCUGUAGCUGCUGAUGAAGAAGAGGAUACCACUGAAGAUGCUGUAGCUGUUGAUGAAGAAGAGGAGACCACUGAAGAUGCUGUAGCUGUUGAUGAAGAAGAGGAGACCACUGAAGAAGCUGUAGCUGCUGAUGAAGAAGAGGAGGCCACUGAAGACGAGGAGGCCACUGAAGAAGAUGAGGCCUCUGAAGAAGAGGAGGCCUCUCCUGAACCCGUUUCCACCUCAGAGGAGGAAGAGGCAGCUUUAUCUCCAGAUUCAGAUUCUGACGUUCCGGUUGCCGUCGAAGACAGCGACGAAGAUGAGACCCUGCCUGACGAUGAUGAUGGCAAAGACGAAGACCAAGGAGAGGAAAGCAGCGACGACGCCUUCGUGGAUUCCUCAGACAUCAGUGAAUCAGCGCUUCUUUCCAGCGAGGAAGACGACGAAGACGACAGACUAGCAGCGACGUCAGACAGCGACGACGUAAUCCUGGAGGACUCUGAGGAAGACUUGGAUCUUGAUCUUCCUCCCACAGCAGCUUCGGGUGAUGACGAGGAAGAUCUCAAAACUACAGGUGAGGAAGACCUGCCUCCUCUACCACCUGUUGAUGACGACGAUGAAGAGGACAUAAAGGUCUUUGACGAGGAAGAUGACGACAGCGAAGACGAUCUGGACCAAUCAGAUGACGAGAUAUCCGUGGCUUCCUCUGACCAGUUUGCUGAUGAUGAAGAUGAAGGUAAAGAUGAAGACUACGACCAGGACAUCCUCGUCGACCUUGAGGUUGACGAAGACGAGGAGGAGCUUGACCAAGCCGCUGAGGAUGACGAUGCUGAAGAAGACGUGGAAGAGGAGGAAGAGGCAGAUGUUCUUCCGUUUGUCAGCUCAGACAGUGGAGUGUUGGGUGACGAAGACGACGACGACGACAGCGCUCUGAAACUCGACGAAGAAUCCCUGAGUGAUGUCACGGGCGAGGAAGACGAGACCGAGGACGACGAAGAUGUCGAGACGAGCUCAGACGAGAUCGGCUUCGACGAGGACGAGGAAGAGGGAGAGAUGUCAGAAACAUUUGUUGCCACAGAGGAAGACAUAGAUGAAGCAAAGGAACCCUCUGAUGAUGAAGGAGAAGACGAGGAAGAGGACGAUGAAGAUGGGCUUGAUGACAUCCUCCUGUCAGCCACCGUUGCAGCGGCGGUCACCGGCCAGGAGGAGGCAGCAAAGACCGAGGCCGAUGAUGCUGAGGCUGAUGAUGAUGAUGAGGAGGCUGAUGAAGACAGCGUGGAGGGGGAUGAAACAGAAGAAGCCGAGACCAGCCAGCCUGCUGCUCCCGAGGAGAAGGAUGAGGAUGAGGAUGAGGAAGCUGAAGAACACGUAUCUAAGCCUCUGAAGUCUGCAGACAAAGCCGAAGACGAGGACGAGGGGUACGAUGAAGACGGAGACGAGGAAAAGGCGACGGUGGAUGUGAUGAAACCUGUGCCUGAACCUGAGGAGGAGACGCCAAAGAGCGAACCAGCUGAGUGUCCCUGCAUGCACUCCGCAAAGGCCAAGGAGGCUGUCGCCAAGGCUGCAGCUAAAAAAGAUGCACCCAGGAGGGUUUCUGCUGUGCGACGGAAAAAAGAACAGGAAGCUGUGAAGAAGACAGACGAAACGCCGAGAAGGCAAGCUCUUCCUAGACUCCCGGCUCUGGAGCCAAAAGUCAAGAAAAUCCGAAGAUUAGCUCCUCUUCUGAAAGCAAAACUGAAGCAGAAGAGCAGGAUGUCAAAAACAGUGACAGAGACCAAAAAGCAGGAAGAAGCAGCAGAAUCUGCACAGGAAGUCAGUCCCUGCAGACCUGCUCCGGUUUACUGCCCGGCGCCCCCAGGAUGGUACGUUCAUCACAUCGUCACAGACAAUCCGUACCCCCCACCAACCAUGCCAGCUCCGUCUGCCCCGAUUGUGACUGUUCAUCCUGCAGCUUCACCAUCGCAGCCUCCAUAUCAACAACAGCCUGUUCCUCCACCAAUGCAGCCCUUCUAUGCUCACUAUCAACCGUAUCAGCCACCUCUGCAACCCAUGAUGCCCCCUCCUCCAGAACCUUCUGCUCCACCAGCACAACCAGAACAGCCUGAUCCGCCAGAGGCUCCCCAGCCGGAACCGCUGGUGGAGCCAGAGGCAGCGACUCCAGCUGCUGAAGCUCCGCCAGCUGCAGCUCAAGUUCAGGAACCAGAGAGAGUUUUGGAAGAAUCAAAGGCCGCCUCAGUGAAGAAAGCUGCAAAGAAAAAAAACAAGGCUGCUGACUCAGCAAAAGAUGUAGCUGCAAAAAAAGAGAAAACCAAACUUCCGGCUGAAGCUAAGAAAGAGAAGCUUGCAAAGGACAGAUCCAAACUUCCAGCUGAAGCUAAAAAAGAAAGGCCUGCAAAAGAAAAAUCGAAACUUCCAGCUGAAGCUAAAAAAGUUUUCCUCCAAAUUUUAUCAUUUUCAACAGAGAAGCCUGCAAAAGGGAAAUCAAAACUUCCAGCUGAAGCUAAAAAAGGGAGGCAUGCACAAGAGAAAGCCAAAUCUGCUCCAGUUUCAAGAAAAGAGCCUGCAGCUGUACAACAGAGGAGGAAACCAGUGUCUAAAAGGACAGCGUCAGCUGUCAAGAGCAAAGUCAGAGCGUCCACAGAUAAGAAAGAUCCAGAACCACGUCCACAGCCGCUGAGACUGAGAACCAGACUGGAAGCUGACAGGAGGACAAAUGAGACGUCUCGAGCUGAGCAGACGAGACCCGUCAGAGUUUCCUUUAAAGCAGGAAAAGCUACAAAGGCUGAAAAAAAACCUGUUAAAGAAGCUCAAGACAAAGGGAAACAACCACCAAAAACACAGACUGAAGACGACAUUACAGAGAAGACAGAAGAAAAGAAACCAAGCCAGAAAUACUUCCAGUGCAUCUAUUUCCCAGGAAAGCAUGCACACUAUCCUCUGCGACCUUUCACCCCGGCCGUGUCCCCCGCCAUGUUGUCUCCUGCCGUACGGUCGAUGCUGGAGCAGCAGAGAGCAGCCAGAGCAGCGGGGCAGUGAGCCGGCUCCCACAGCUAGCCGUGUCUCCUAAGCCAGCAGAGACAGAUCUUUAAUUCUGUGACAUCCUCUGCUUGUGAUACCGGACA